Messenger RNA from Chironomus riparius, 2287 nucleotides. The record is from the annotation of a GenBank genome assembly. Lineage: Eukaryota; Metazoa; Arthropoda; Insecta; Diptera; Chironomidae.
AUGAGAAGCUUCUCAUCUUGUACACAGUUGUCAAAGUACUUCAUUGUCCUGAUUUUAUUUGCUAUCAACAUAAAUAUUAGUCAUCAGUUGACAAUGCAUUGUGAUUUUAAAAUUGAUUCAGUUUACAUGGAUACAAAAUAUGCUUGUGUAUUGAGAAACUUUACAACUUUCUUUAAAGAUAGAAAAAUUAUAAAAAUUACUGGAGUUCAUGAAGCUGGAAAAAACCAUAGUGAUGUAAAAAUGCUGUAUGCGUAUCAUCAAAAUAUUCCAUACUUGCCAAAUAAUAUUGCGGAAUUUUUCCCUAAUCUAGAAAGUUAUUACAUCAUGAGAUCAAAUGUUCAGCAUUUGAUCCCUGGUGACCUAGAUGGACUUGAUAAGUUAAUACAUUUUGCAGUUGUUCGCAAUCCGAUUGAAUUAAUUGAGAAAGGUUUCUUUAACAACCACACAGAACUGACUUUAAUCUCAUUUUAUGAUUGUCAUUUGAAAAAAAUUGAGCAAGGAGCUUUUGAUGGACUUCAUUCAAUUAGUUAUUUAAAUUUAGAUAACAAUGAUUGCAUUUCUAGAUUGUAUGGCACAUACAUGUAUAACUUAAGGAUUCGACCUCUCUUGCUCUUAGAAUUUUUGGCAGAUGCCUAUGAUAAGUGUACAGGAUAUGAACGAAUACUAAAAGUUAAAGAAACAAUUAAGGAUUGUAGUGAAAUGCAGCCUGAAUUAACAGGGCCUUUAGGGUUUUUCAAUUUACAGCAGAGAGCACAAAACAUAGAAAAUGAGUCAUCAAGUCAGAUGAGAAUCCUUUGUAAAAUGGAAUUUGGAUAUACUAUUAAUAAAUGUAAUGCAAAAGAUGUUGUUACAUCAUUUGAUGAUCGUCAAUUAACUGGAAUUGUUGGGAACUCUGGCAAUGCUGAUAUUCAUCAAUUAAUAAUAACUUAUAGUGAUAUGCCUUACCUUCCGCUCAACAUCAGUGAAAAUUUUCCCAAAAUAAAUUAUUUAAAGAUCUACAAAUCAAAUGUGCAGCACCUGAUGACUGGAGAUCUUUCUGGACUUUAUAAAUUAAAGACUUUAGAUCUGUCAAAUAAUGCAAUUGAGCAAAUUGGAGAUGAUUUUUUUAAGGACUUAAGCUCAUUGGAAAUAGUCAAUUUCGACAAUUCUGAGAACAAUGAAUGUAUGAAUUUAAAAACCAAACAAUCAUAUUCAUAUCGUGAUAAUGGAGUGACAGUUUCAGAAUUUAAAAGAUCUGUUGUUGAAAAAUGUUCUAAUACUACUCAUACAUUGAAGAGUUCUUACCAAGAAACCUGUCACGAUAUUUCAAAUAAUUUAAAUGUCACUGAAUCAUCUCAAGACGUUCUUGUAAUUAUUGGUGUGAUUUUCUUAUCAAUAAUUUCAGGAAGUUUGAACUUCUUUAUUUUAAUUCUUGUUGUGUUUAAUAUUAAUUUGAGUCAUCAAUUGACACUUCAAUGUGAUUUUAAAGUCGAAACUACAUAUUUAGGAACAAAAUAUGGAUGUUUAGUGAAAGGAUUAACAACAACAUAUAACGAUCGAAAAAUAAUAAAAAUUGUUGGAAAUCAUCAAAUUGGAAAAAGCAACGAUGAUGUAAAGUUGUUGUUCAUGAAAUUUCAAAAUGUUCCUUACCUUCCACAAAAUGUCGCCGAAUUUUUUCCAAAUCUUGAAACUUUCUACGUUAUGAAGUCAAAUGUUCAGCAUUUGAUUACCGGUGACCUUGUUGGACUUGAUGAUUUGAUUCACUUUGAUGUCUCACACAAUCCAAUCGAAUUAAUCAAAAGUAAUUUUUUUGAAAAUAAAACAAAAUUGACAAAAAUUUCAUUUCACGACUGUCAUUUGAAAAAAAUUGAGAAAGGAGCUUUUGAUGGGCAAAGCUCAAUACAGUUACUAGAGCUUAACUACAACGACUGUGUUUCCGGAAAAUAUCCAUCUACUCAAUCUUACUAUUAUCGAACAACACCUCUCCGUGAAUUUUUAGUUGAUGUUUAUGAUAAAUGCACUGGAGCUGGGAGAGUAUUAAAAGAAGAUGAAUUAAUUAAAGAAUGCAAUGAGGAAGAAGUUCAUAGCGAACUUGAACAUUAUGGAUUAGUCUUCAAAUUUGGAAUUGUAAUAAUUUGCUUUUUAGUAAUCACAACCAUAUUUUUAGCCUACAUCACUUACAACUUUUAUAAAAAGAGUUUCAAAUCAGACUGGAAUGAAGUCAAUUUUACUGUAGUGUCAGCAAAUUUAAAUGGAAAUGGUUAUUAAAAUGUCAGUUUUGUGUAUGCUGAAAAAUAAAGUAUUUUAU